AUGGCCUCCCCAACCACUCCCACAACCACCCCCACAACUAUCUCCAAACCACCCACUCCCUACCGCCAGAUCCGCGCCACUUACGACGCGACAACGAUAACCGUAUACCAAGCCUAUUCCGCAGCUAUAGCGUCCGCGGCAGUCGCGCACCAAAAACUCUCCGCCUCCCCCGACUUCUCUUUCACGCGCAUGACGUGGAUAAAGCCGAGUUGGUGCUGGAUGAUGUACCGCGCCGGCUACUCGUACAAGGACGUGCGCCAGACGAACAUACUCGCGCUGAAGAUGCAGCGUGCAGACUUUGAGGCGUUGCUUGAGACGGCUGUGCUGGCGCAUGGGCUGGCGCCGACGAAGGGGGAGGACGGGGAUGAGGAGGACAAGCUAGAGAAACGGAAGCGCAGUGAGAGAGUAGUGGUGCAGUGGGACCCCGAGCGGAGUUUUCGGGUCGGCAAGUUGGAGCAUCGGAGUAUCCAGAUUGGGAUUCCGAGGGCGUUGGUGGAGAAGUGGGUCGAGGAGGGGAUUGUAGAGAUAGAGGAUGUGACGCAGCGGGCGAGGGCUUUGAAGAAGGUGGUUGAAGAGGAGAAGGACGUGAUGAAGGUGGAGCUGGUGGAGAGAGGGUUGAUUCCUGAUGAGAGGGUUUACGAGGUACCGGAGCGGUUGAGGAGGAUAUUGGGGAUGGAUGAGGUCUGA
Mytilinidion resinicola is the source of this 687-nucleotide messenger RNA. RefSeq lists its product as uncharacterized. The record is from RefSeq and is a predicted model, not a curated record. The coding region runs from base 1 to 687 and encodes 228 amino acids. NCBI's taxonomy places the organism in Eukaryota, Fungi, Ascomycota, Dothideomycetes, Mytilinidiales, Mytilinidiaceae. The transcript has a single exon.